GAGAAGCGGCGAGGGGGCCCGGCCAUGGAGACCCUCGUGCGCCCCGGGGCCAGCAAACCCCCCACCGGGAAAAGAAUGAAAGCUCGUGCUCCCCCUCCACCAAAUCAACCUUCUGCAGCAAGUAGAAUUCAAAGUGAGCCCAAGUCACCUGUAGAGACAUCUGUAAUUUCAGAUCAGAACCUAGUGAGCAUGAAGGAGAACAUGAUAAACAGACUGGUGGACUUCACAGUUGUUUUACCCAGUGGAGUGGAGCAGAAGUGCACAGUGCAAGGAAGUAAAGCUGUGAUGGAUGUAUUGGUUGAUUUAUGCAGCCAGUAUCGCUUAAAUCCAUCUCAACAUAGUCUUGAACUAAAGUCUUCAGGAACUCAACAAGUUCUGAGUUACAAGCCAAACACUUUGAUAGGAGCACUGGAUGUACAGACAGUACUUCUGAAAGAGAAGAUUCCUGAAGAGAAGGCAAAGAGACCUCUGCCAAGGGUCCCUGAGAAAUCUGUGAGGCUGGUAGUGAACUACCUGAAGACACAGAAGGCUGUGGUUCGAGUUAGUCCAGAGGUGCCUCUCCAUAGCAUCAUCCCAGCUAUUUGUGAGAAGUGUGAAGUCAGCCAAGAGCACAUUGUUCUUCUGCGGGAUGGCAUAACUGGGGAAGAGCUGGAGCUUACCAAGUCCUUGGAGGAGCUAGGAAUAAAGGAGCUGUAUGCCUGGGACAGAAAAAAAGUUCCUCCAUCAAAAACUCAGUCUGAGCCUUCUCUGAACUAUAGAGAACCAAAUCGAAAGGCUUCAGUAAGCAGUGAUGCAAUAGAGAAAGAAAAGACAAGACUUUUGGGAUUGUUUAAUGCUGAUCGAAGAAGCAGCCAGGGUUUUUCCACAGCACCAAAUUCCCCUUCGGUGAAUUCUCGUUCCAGUAGCCUGGGUUCAUCACUGUCCCUUGGUAACAUCUCUGGAAUGACAGCAAACCCAGAAGUGAAAAAGCGCAGAGCACCUCCUCCACCAGUUGCGACGCCGGUAUUGCCGAACGUGGAGGUGAAGGGACAAGAGAGGACAACAGCACAGAUAUCACAAGGAGCAUCCUUGAAUGAUUUAAGGAAAAAGAAGAGGCGUGCCCCUCUUCCACCAGCUGCAUCUGCUCCACCCACUCCUGCCAUACCAAACAGGACAGAAGACAGGGAAGACAAGAGGAAGAGCACAAUGGAGAGCCUGCUGUCUACACAUGAUAAUGUUUAUGUAGUGGAUGACACGGUUCUGGAGCUAUCAGAGGUGGAAGAAACGGCGUCAGAAAGCAGCUGCUUUGCAUCAGAGGACGCCACAGAGGACUCGGGUGUUGUGAGCUCCCCGUCUGACAUUGUGUCUCUGGAGUCACAAAGUGACAGUAUGAAGCUGAGAGACAUCAGGCUGGUCAAUGGCUACACGGACCCAGCUGAGGCAGAUGCAGUGUGUGGCACAGGGACGGGCCCCGUGCCGAAUGCUUUCUGUGACAGCGUGGGACCCGACCGCGCUCCGCCGAGCAGGCAAGAUGAAGCAACAGCUUUGGCUAAGCAUGAGAAUGAAGAUACAUUCAUUGCAGCACAGCUCCAGCAGACUUUGGCUGACCUGGAUGAAGAUUUAGAAGCAGUGGAUCGUGUCAGUAACUCUGACUCUGACUACACCAGUGAAACCUUGAACCCACAUUUAAGAAAAGUUGAGGCCGCCCAAGAUGUCUCCAUUUCUGUUCCAGUAACAAUCAUAGAUGAUGCUCCAGAAAUUAGCACCUCUAACUCAUAUGAAAAUCAAGAGGUGGAGAUUAAGCUUUCACAGAAUAUCUCAGCAGACUCUGUUAAUGCAAGAAACUUCACAAAUAAAAACAACAAUGCAGGCUCCUUUGAUAAGGGACUCACAGAUGGUGGAGCUGUAUACAAGGACCUAAUAUAUCAGCAACCAUCUGAAAAUGAAUUCAUUCACUUGCCUGUGGAACAGAGGAGAGAUAUUUUUGAAUCUCUCACAUCCUCCUUUGAAAAAAGAAAUGAAAAGAACUUAAGACUGGAACCCUCUCCUAAACAUGGUAUGAAGUUUGAGGAAUGUAAAUCCAAGCUGAGUCCAUCUCACUCCAAAACCAUGGCUGAAAUCAGUACAGCAAAAGAGAAGCUAAAUCCAGUUAAUGAAUGUAGUAGCAGAGAGAAAUCUCUGAAAAAAAGUAAAUCAGAGUUAGAAAUCAAAUGGCCACCAGCAAAAACAACGGAAGUAGAAGUCCCAUCAACACCCACAUGGUGUCAUCGUGCCCAGAAUUCAGGAUCAAACUACGAACCUAAAAUGGGCAUGACAACAUUUAAAGUUGUCCCUCCCAAACCAGAAGUAAGACAUUUUGAUAGAGGAGUUUCAGUCUCCACUGGUGCCAUUAAGAUAGAUGAACAGGGCAAUCUUAUAGGCCCAAACACUAGUGUUAGUAAGCUUGUACAAGGUUUUUCUUCUGAUGAAAGUGAGGAAAUUCAUAUUGGGAAAGUGAAGGCAUUCUGGAGGUCAAGUUCUAUGGAAAAGCAAAGUGAUGACUCUGCUGAGCAUUUUCCUAAAAAGUCAGCAGUCACCCCAAACUCUAAGCCCUUUACUAUAAAACAUGAACACAAACCUGUCUGUCUUUCAGCUCCAAAACCUGCAGCACCACAAACUGUUACUACCCAGGUAGCUGAAAGACCAUCUGAGAAUGAGAGGACCAAACCAGCCCUUUCAGUUACCCAGUCCCAGGUAACACCAUUAGCAGCCCCGGCCAUUAGUAAGGACAAGCUGGAACUCCCGUUUGUAAAGCCACACAGGAGAACUUCAAGUCAGUAUGUUGCCUCUGCCAUUGCAAGACACAUCAAUGCAUCUACCUUUAAAUCUGACACUAUGGAAUAUAAUGAGAAAGAUGAAAACAAGCAAGGGGCAGGAGAGGUUAAGAAUGAAGCGGAAGUUUCACCAAAAAGAUGUAUUAUUGUGGCCAAAUAUAGCCCUGUGGAAACAGAAUCAGCAGAAACAAGAGAAAGCCUUUCAAGUAUUUUUGCUUGCAGUCAGAAAGCAUCCCACAGGUUUACACCUGGUGAUAAUUCUGGCAUGGAAAACAAAGUAGUUAAUAUCAGGGCACCAAAUCAAGCAACUACUGUGAGUUUCUAUAAAAAGAAUGCCAGUGUCCCACUUACUAAAUCCUCUUCAAAGGAUAACAACAAUGCAGAAGAUGAUCAUGAUUUAAACAGCAAGCUAAGUGUAGCAGAGAAAAAGACUGUGUUUGACCAGAAGUGUGAGACUUUGACCCAUACUAAUUCAGCCUCAUCCCUCAAGUCUCCUGAUCUCCAAGGAGUCCCAUCCUCUUUGAGCUCGUCUUUACGAGUCACUAAAUGGCGUCCCACUAAUGGUGUACAAGUUGGUUCACUUAAAGCUUCACCUGAGCUAAAUGGUGCAGCAGCAAAUGCAGAGUCAGAACAGGAGGAGAAACCUGAUGAUUCAGAUGUUAAUACUGUUGGUGAACUGGAUCUUAAUGUGCAGACCAAUAUUUUCGGACCAAAGAAGAAGUUUAAACCUGUCAUCCAAAAGCCAGUUCCAAAAGACACAUCAUUGCACAGUGCCCUAAUGGAAGCCAUUCAAACUGGAGGGGGAAAGGAAAAACUCAGAAAGGUUUCAAAUGGUGCAUUAAAUGGCAAUCACGGGAAACCCUCAUACGCUGAGCCAGAGAAUGAGCGCUCAGCCCUACUAGCAGCAAUUAGAGGCCACAGUGGCACCUCAAAGCUAAAAAAGAUCUCCUCACUGGCCUCCCAAGAGUUGCAGCGUUUUAGGGACGCAGAACAGUCCUUGCAGAAGGCAGAAGACCUUCAGGAAGAGCAGCUGUGUAUCCCACCUGCCCCUGCGCAGCCACCACCACCACCUCCCAUGCAGCUGUCAGCAGCAGCUCCUAAAUCCUCUGCCACAGCUUCAGGUAAUCCAAUGGAGGCAAGGCAAGCCCUAUUGGAGGCCAUUCGCUCUGGUGCCGGAGCAGCAAAGUUAAGAAAGGUCCCUCUGCUCGUUUGAAUCAUGUAAAAACAAUAGGUAACUGGAAAAUCUAACCCCGUAUGCACCCAUAAUCAUCAUUCAAAGUCUGAAGUGGCAAAAAACAUCAAGAAGUUUAGUUUAUUCUCUUGACUACAAGCCAAAAUAAGUUGUAGUUAAUUUUCUGUGUGUUCCUGCAUAAUGGUUCUAAGGGGAAAAUAUGUUGCUCUGCUGUAAAGCUUCUGUGCCAAGGAAUUGUGUUUUGCCUCUGAAUAUUUAAGGUUGCCAAUAAACUAUUCUUGUUGGCAGGUUAAUAAGAAUAUAAACACUGUGCAGUCCUAUGUUAAUACUUAAUUGUGUUUAUGGGCAAAACUAAAAACUUUGCUAGCUAUCUGAAAAGUAAUACUCAUUUCCAGCUGUUAAAAAUAUAUAACUAUUUCAAACUAUUCACUUGCUUCUUUUUUGAUUUCAAGAAGGGCUGUAAGCAAUUAGGGUGAAAACCAGAGUAAAGAUCUAUAAAAAACAAUCACAAGAAAAAAGUUAUGAUACCUAAAUUGUCAUGUGCUGGGGUCACUGGUUUUUAAAAUUAAAUUAACUUUGUAUCUCUGCUGGAGCUCUGAGAAAGCAGGCAAUCAAUAAUGAAUGUGAGACAGUGUCUAUUGAAAAGUUACUUAUGGGGUAUGACGUAUAGAAUGCUAAUGUGCAGAGAUAUGCUGAACCCUGGUAACAAACAUGGAACUUCAAAAAUAUUGAGCCACCUUAAAGGAUCUCUAUUUGCAACAGACUGUGAAGGUUAUGAAUAUGAUUCAGAGUAUAGAGGUCGAAGAUGUAGAAUUCAUUCUGCACUGUAAAAUGAAGCGGAGCUGGUUUAUGUCAGUAACCAAGACUUUUGUGGUCUAUUGUUCAGGUCAUGCAUAAGUUGGCCCUUGGUUUCUAAUGCGUAUGGCUGUUGUGUGUUGUCUCACAAGUAUUUAUAGAAGCAUCUUUUUCAAAUGUUAACUACUUUGGUAGUUGUUGUUGUACAUAUUUUGAAAAUAUUUCAUUAAAUUGAUUAACUUAAAAAGGACAAAUGAAAAUGCUUUUUCACAUUUCCUAUAUUGUAAUGAAACUGAAGAAGAUGAAGUUUGUACAUUUACAUUUUUAUAAUCACAGACUACAGCAGUGGCAGAUUUUUGCUUUAAGUUGGAAUUUAAAAUGUAUAGCUAUGGACUGUUGAAAGCACGAAAAUAUUUAGCCAUCUGCAUUUAAUGUGACUAUAUAUUAUAAAUUAUAAAAUAUUGAAGUCUGUUAGUGCCACAAAUAAAAACAAAAUCAAAACCUGA
Molecule: messenger RNA, 5285 nt
Organism: Agelaius phoeniceus (red-winged blackbird)
Lineage: Eukaryota; Metazoa; Chordata; Aves; Passeriformes; Icteridae
Gene: COBL
Product: cordon-bleu WH2 repeat protein
Biological process (GO): actin filament network formation; actin filament polymerization
Cellular component (GO): perinuclear region of cytoplasm; ruffle; plasma membrane
Molecular function (GO): actin monomer binding
Source: RefSeq, a predicted model, not a curated record